This is a messenger RNA of Aspergillus wentii DTO 134E9, 1647 nucleotides long. Its product is annotated as Rcat domain-containing protein. Gene Ontology annotation, biological process: protein polyubiquitination; positive regulation of proteasomal ubiquitin-dependent protein catabolic process; ubiquitin-dependent protein catabolic process. Gene Ontology annotation, cellular component: cytoplasm; ubiquitin ligase complex. Lineage: Eukaryota; Fungi; Ascomycota; Eurotiomycetes; Eurotiales; Aspergillaceae. The transcript is spliced from 2 exons. The record is from RefSeq and is a predicted model, not a curated record. The coding region runs from base 348 to 1556 and encodes 402 amino acids. Gene Ontology annotation, molecular function: ubiquitin protein ligase activity; zinc ion binding; ubiquitin conjugating enzyme binding.
UAUAAAGGAAUGCUGUUAGGCAGCAGAAUGUUGGUAUUUAUUCCAAAUAUCAAUGACCCAAUCUAGACGGCAUCAUCUUCGCGAGGGCCUUAUAAGCAGCGUUGGGCUUUCCACGGUUCCAACUCACGGGUUCUCAACUUGUCCCUCGCCAUAUCGCUCAAGACACAUUUGACAGUUGGUUUCAGAUAUCUUAGAUUUAUCUCGAGUUUCCCGGUCAAGUGAAUGAAGCAAGCACGUCGGUCGCCGACCAGGAUAUCCCAGUCCUACAGCCUUCCGUCGCUGAGACGUCCUGGUGACACUUAUCCCUCCCCCCUCAUCUCAUCCAUCUCGCUUACUUGACCUCUACCAUGAUCAACGGAUCUUCCGUUGAACAACCAGUGAUGGAGGUCGAGCAAGCUCACGAUGAUCCCAUGUCUCUAGACGACGAUUCCCAGUGUUGCUCGCAAUGCAUUCGACGAAUGUUCCUCGCUGCCUGCAAGAGCGAAUCCGAUAUGCCUCCGCGCUGUUGCAAGGCGAUUCCCUUGGCUGUUGGCCGUCGCGUGCUCUCUCUGGAUGAGAUUGGUCUGUUCAAAGCAAAGCAUGAGGAAUGGAGCACCGCAAACCGGUCUUACUGUCCGAUUCCGACCUGUUCGACCUUCCUACCACGUCGUCUUUUUCCCGAUUCAACCGUUUCACAGCCAGGUGGCAUGGAGAUGGAUAUCGAUGAACCCUUUUCAACUUCUUAUGUCGUCUUUUGUCCGCAAUGCGCAGUCCAGAUAUGUCCUACGUGCAAGCAACUUAUUCACCCAGGUUUUCCCUGUGCAGAUAUUCCCGAUAUCAGUCCUGAGCUGGCGGAUCUAUUAAAAAGAUGGGGUGUCAAGCGGUGUCCUAAAUGCCGGGCAGCAGUUCGAAGGAUGUAUGGCUGUCGUCACAUGCAAUGUCGCUGCGGUGCACAGUGGUGUUGGUUUUGUACAGAGCCUAUAGAUACCUGCGAGACGUACCCGUGUUUCGGAUGGGAGGAGGAACGAGCAGCAGAAGGAGACUCAGAGGAAAACUCCGAAGAUGAUGCGGAUGAUGAUAAUGAUAAUGAUGAUGAUGAUGAUGAUGAUGAUGAUGAUGAUGAUGAUGAUGAUGAUGAUGAUGAACAAGACGAAGAAAAUGAAAAGGCAGAUGAAGAGGGAGAAGGUACUGGUCUACCUGAUCAAGUCAGGGAAACACAAGAUGAAGCUAAACCGGUCCCCAUUCAUCCGGACGGUCUGGUGGACUUGGAUGCCGGAACACACUGGGAAAAUGGACCGGAGGAUUUCGGCCAAGAGCCAAACGAGACGACAGUUGACCAGUUUCAUUGUACGCAUGAUUUCGAGGAGGCAGAAGACUCGGAGAUUGAUCCGACUUUGGAGUACGAAUGCGAGCGUUGUUGGUGUCGGGUUGUCCCAAAGUGUCCUUCUGAUCCUACCUCGGCACAUCCAAUACAGUUCCCUAACAAUAUUCCAAAUGCUCGCUUACGGCUCUGCAGUAUCUGUAACAUUAUACUGUGCCCUACGUGUUGCAAGGAUUUGGGGUUCGAUGAUGUGUAGAUUGUGUUUCAUGAAUCAUGGCUUUCACGACAUUAUGCUUACUCUGUAAAGGGCGUUUAGGAUUCUUCGAAGGACUAAUAAUUUGAAUCAU